Larimichthys crocea (large yellow croaker) is the source of this 3073-nucleotide messenger RNA. It is a transcript of the gene gnsb, whose product is annotated as glucosamine (N-acetyl)-6-sulfatase (Sanfilippo disease IIID), b. The coding region runs from base 155 to 1720 and encodes 521 amino acids. Gene Ontology annotation, molecular function: N-acetylglucosamine-6-sulfatase activity; glycosaminoglycan binding. Gene Ontology annotation, biological process: glycosaminoglycan metabolic process. The record is from RefSeq and is a predicted model, not a curated record. NCBI's taxonomy places the organism in Eukaryota, Metazoa, Chordata, Actinopteri, Sciaenidae. The transcript is spliced from 13 exons.
CACUUCCUCAAACUCUGAAGCGUGUGUGUGUGUGUGUGUGUGUGUGUGUGUGUGCGUCUCAUUCAGUCUCUGACCAGGAAACGAAACCGAGCCCCGGCAGCAGAACUCCAGCCCGUGUGUGUGCUGCAGCGGGCCCGGUGCUGUGGAGGUUCUAAUGGCAGGUCCGAGGAGCGGAGCCGGAGCUGGAGCGACAGUGACCCGGCACAGAGGACACCCUGCUGCCGCCACACUCCUCACGCUGCUCUCGGCGCUGCUCACCUGCUGCGUCAGGUGUGCGGAACCGAGCAAACCGAGCAACAUCAUCCUGAUCCUCGCCGACGACCAGGAUGUCCAGCUGGGGGGGAUGACGCCGAUGAAGAAAACCAGAACCAUGAUCGGAGAAGCAGGAGCGACGUUUGUGAACGCUUUCACAGUCACGCCGCUGUGCUGCCCGAGCAGGAGCAGCAUUUUAACCGGUCAGUACCCGCACAACCACGAGGUGAGGAACAACUCCCUCUCCGGGAACUGCUCCAGCCCGCUGUGGCAGAAAGGCCCCGAGUCCGAGGCCUUCCCCACCUACCUCCUCAAACAGAAGUACCAGACGUUCUUCGCUGGGAAAUAUCUGAACCAGUACGGUAAGAAAGACGGCGACGUCAGCCAUGUUCCACCUGGCUGGGAUCAGUGGAAUGCAUUGGUGGGGAACUCGCAGUACUACAACUACACGCUGUCCGUCAACGGUAAAGAGGAGAAGCACGGAGACAGCUAUGAGAAGGACUACCUCACAGACCUCAUAGCGAACCGGUCCCUGAACUUCCUGGACAACAGGAGUCCUCAGCAUCCCUUCUUCCUGAUGCUCGCUCCUCCGGCUCCUCACUCGCCGUGGACGGCGGCGCCGCAGUACCAGAAAGUGUUCGACGACGUUAAAGCGCCUCGAGACGGGAGCUUCGACAAACCGGGGAAGGACAAACACUGGCUGCUGCGUCAGCCUGUCAACCCCAUGCCGAGCAGCUCCGUCAGCUUCUUGGACAACGCGUACAGGCAAAGGUGGCAGACUCUGCUGUCUGUGGACGACAUGGUGGAGCUGCUGGUCAACAAACUUACGAGUAUAAAGGAACUGGACAACACCUACAUCAUCUACACCUCAGACAACGGCUACCACACAGGUCAGUUCUCUCUGCCCAUCGACAAGAGGCAGCUGUAUGAGUUCGACAUCAGGAUCCCGCUCAUGGUCCGCGGCCCCGGCAUCAAACCCAACCAGACGCUGAAGGCUCCGGUGUUGAACAUCGACCUGGCUCCCACCAUACUGGACAUAUCCGGCGUGGACCUGUCCACUGUGAAUGUGGAUGGACAGUCGUUCCUCGCUCAGAUGGCUCCAUCACUGCGUAACGGCACCGAGCGACCCUUCUUCCUCGUUGAAUACACCGGAGAGGGACAUGCGACCACAGAUCCGGCUUGUCCCAAACUGGGUCCUGGACUGUCUCAAUGUUUCCCAGACUGCGUUUGCGAAGACGCCUUCAACAACACAUACGCCUGCGUCCGGACCCUGGACAAAGAACACGACAUGCAGUACUGCGAGUUUGCGGACAGUGAGUCGUUCGUAGAAGUUUAUAACCUGGCGUCAGACCCCUAUCAGCUGGAGAACAUCGUGAAGAAGGUGGACCCCGCCGUCCUGCAGGCGAUGAACCAGCGACUCAUAAAGCUCCAGUCGUGCGAGGGUGACAGCUGCCGCAACAUCAAGUGACGAAGAAGAAGAAGACGGAGGGAGGGAGCUGCCAAACAGACUCCAUCAGUCUCUCAGUGGAACAUUCACCACAAGUACGACAUCUGGAUAAACCUUUUUUCAUGAGCAUGUGAAAUCCUGACAGGUCACAGGAGGAAAAAGUACAGGUGUAAAUAAAUAACACCUGAGCGAUGGCUGAAGUUUAUCCUUCAGUUUCAGGGUCCUGGAGUUUGUGCAUGCUGGCUCACUGUCACUCUGUCGAGGUUCACUGGGACGUUUAAAUCAAACCGAGCCAUCGUUAGAGGAAAGUUCAACAUUUUGGGGAAAUACGUGCACACUCAUUAGCUUUUGUAAGACUGUUUCCAUCGCGUAUGCUGCUAAUAACACAGAAAUCUCCACAGUAAGGGCUGAUUUGUACGGAAGCCCUAAAAGGCCAUACAUACAUACAUUUUAUUCCACCUGUUAUCACGAGAAAACGGAGAAAAUUACCUUGUUAUCACGUGAAAACGGAGAAAAUUAUCUCGUUAUCACGGUAAAACGGAGAAAAUUAUCUCAUUAUCACGACAAAACGGAGAAAAUUAUCUCGUUAUCACGACAAAACAGAGAAAAUUAUCUCAUUAUCACGACAAAACGGAGAAAAUUAUCUCGUUAUCACGGGAGAACGGGUGGAAUAAAAUGUAUGUAUGGUCUUUUAGGGCUUCCGUAGAUUUAAGCUCAAAGAAAUACAAUUAUUUACUGUAUUGCCAAAAAAUUACAUGAGACCACUCUGUCUGUCUUAUGUAUAUGUAGCUACAGCCAUGCUACGGUUAGUUUGAAUUACACCACGUCUGUUAUGUUUGCUGCUAAUAACACAGACCAAUAAGAACUCAUUCAAACUUAUAGUUUAAUAAACAGUUUAGUUUAUUAUUCUCACAUCUGUCCGUUAGCUUCAGUUAGCAUCAAGACUGUGUCUGUUAUUUUGUAACUUGGUUUUUGUUUCAUGACUCGACAGUCUGAGGUUUUGUUAAAUUAACUGUUCACUUAAGAUGAGAAGAUUGAUCUGAGAUGCUAAUCGUGAAGCUACAACUGGGUGACGGCUUAAUUUAAACAUAGAGACGGUUUAAUCUGUGCAGAAAUAUAUUAUAUUCACUUCAAUAUAGCCUGUGAAGUCAGUCAAAUGUCUGUUUUCCCCAAAGUGUUGGACUUUCUAAAGUUUUUAAUAACAGCUGUGCUUUUUCUUCUAUGACGAGUCGUGUUAUUUUUCCCUGAGCUGUGCUCGUUCAUCUCGUACUUUGACUUUAUUAUUCUUCUUUUUAAGAUUUCCACGUGCACGUUGUGCAGAUGUGUUUCUGUGUUUCUGCAUAUUUACUGCACUAUAAACUUUUUUCUUUCUUU